GGGGGGGGGUCGUCGUUUGCUGAGGGAAGGAUAACCGUUGCUCGGGGCGGCGCUGAGGAUGUGAAGCGAUGAUAAUGGCGGUGAGGAUGAGGAUGAGCGGAGGCGGCCGGAGCCGGGGGACGGCGGUGCUGCUGCUGUGGGUUUUCCUGCGCUGUUGCUCGGGGUCCAGCAGCGGCCAGUGGCGGGAGGCCUCGCCGCCCUGGGCCCAGUACUACGGCACCAAGAUGCGGUACGAGGACGUGGCGGGAAGCGGGCCCGGCUCAAGCCGGGCUCUCGGCGGCUGUCAGGCGCUGCAGCUGAACGCGCUGAUCCGACACGGCACCCGCUACCCGACUCGCAAGAACGUGCCGGCGAUGAAGAGGGUGCACCGGCUGAUCAGGGAGCGGGCAGACCGAGGCCUGGGCCUAGUCCGGGCCCUCGCCGACUGGCACAUGUGGUACGACGAGCGGAUGGACGGUCACCUGCACCCGCUGGGGGUCACCGACAUGAGCGGCCUGGCCGAGCGCCUGAGCCGCUGCUUCCCCGAGAUCUUCAGCCCGCGCCGCGACUGGAACCGGCGCCUCAAGUUCGUCAGCAGCUCCAAACACCGGUGCGUGAACAGCACCCGCGCCUUCAUCCAGGCCCUGGAGCGGCUCCUCGAGCCCGGCGGCCGGGCUCAGCCGGGCGGCCGCUGGGAGGUGGACGACACGCUCCUUCGCUUCUUCGACCACUGCCACCGGUACAUCCAGUCGGUGGAUCGAAACCAGACGGCCAUGCGGCAGGUGCAGCGCUUCCUGCAGGGCCCAGAGAUGGGGGCGGUGAUCGCCAACAUGGCGAGGAAGCUGGGCAUCGGGCCGGAGAAUAUAACCACUGAUAUGGUUCAAGCCACAUUUUACCUUUGUACAUUCGAGUACGUUCUUAAAGAUGUAGUUUCACCCUGGUGUGACGUCUUUGAUAAAGAAGAUGUUGAGAAGUUGGAAUAUUGGGGUGAUCUGAAACAUUACUGGAAGAGAAGUUAUGGCCAUAAAAUUAAUGGGCUUUCCAGCUACAAUCUGUUUCAAGACAUAUUCCAGCAUUUGGAUCAAGCAGUAGAAGAGAGUGAGAGGUUAUCUGUUCCAGUAAGAAACUCGGUCUUGAGGUGGUUUACCCCCAGUACAGGGUUGUCCCUUAAUGCAAGUUUUGUCCGGGAUGCACCUGAAAAAACAAGGGGCGAAUACAUAUCUCAUACUGCUGUUCUGCGUUUUGGACACGCAGAGACUCUUCUACCAAUCCUUACUCUUAUGGGCUAUUUUAAGGACAAGAACCCAUUGUUAGCAGAUAAUUUUGCUGAACAAAAGAAUAGAAAAUUCAGAAGUGGUCGGAUUUCACCCUUUGCUGCAAAUCUCAUUUUUGUGCUAUACCGGUGUGAAAAAGCACAAGAUCUAGCAGAAAAGUACAAACUACAGCUGUUGCUGAAUGAGAAGCCUCUGCCAUUUCUUCACAAUGGAGAUUCUGUUGCUGGCUAUGGAGAAGUGAAGUCCCACUAUGAACAUGCCCUAGAAGUGCGCAGUUUUGACAAUGUAUGUGAGGUUGCUGCUCAAGAAGCCUUAAAUGUUACACAUUGUGGUGAAUUGUAAGCUAAGUGCACUUGGUCAAUGAUUUGUAAAAGUGAAAACUUCACAGAAAUGUAAACAUUUGUUCAAGUCAUUGAUUUGACCUGGAAAAACUAAUUGCUGUAUGGGUUUUUACCAGAUUUGGGAUAAGUGCAUAUAUCUUAUUUUAAGCACUUCAUUGAGUGAGAUACUGAUUUUUUAAAAUAUAAGUACCCUUAACAUUAUGCGUACAGUUAAAUUGCACAAGUCCAUGAAUAGGUAGGUACAGGUUGUUAAUGAAAUUUCCAAAAUAAAAUUGAUGCUGAACCAUCAAA
Callorhinchus milii (elephant shark) is the source of this 1885-nucleotide messenger RNA. RefSeq names its product multiple inositol-polyphosphate phosphatase 1b (gene minpp1b). Gene Ontology annotation, molecular function: inositol phosphate phosphatase activity; acid phosphatase activity. NCBI's taxonomy places the organism in Eukaryota, Metazoa, Chordata, Chondrichthyes, Chimaeriformes, Callorhinchidae. The transcript has 5 exons. The coding region runs from base 69 to 1595 and encodes 508 amino acids. The record is from RefSeq and is a predicted model, not a curated record.